Molecule: messenger RNA, 240 nt
Organism: Brugia malayi
Lineage: Eukaryota; Metazoa; Nematoda; Chromadorea; Rhabditida; Onchocercidae
Exons: 3
Coding region: 1-240 (79 amino acids)
Source: RefSeq, a predicted model, not a curated record
AUGGCUAACGGAUUCCUAUAUAUGUUCCUUAUAUUGUGUGGUGCUGGUGUCGUUAGAGCCUCUAACGUAGACUGCAAAUUUUCCGAUUCAGUUGCAACUGAAAUGGCCAAAGCACAAACACACGAAUCAACACUAACAAAUUGUGGCGCAAGCGCAAUGUGCAACGAAGGACUAACUACUUUGGAAGAGAAUUCGAUGCUUUUCAUGAGAAACUCUCUUCAUUUCAUGAAACAUAUUUAA